AUGGCGUGCGGGAGUGUGGUGGAGGUUGUGGCAGGCGACAUUGCCGAGGAGGAGGUCGAUGUGGUGAUCAACGCGGCUAACUCGCUCUCGUUUACGGCCAUGGACUGCGGCGUAUCGGGCGUCAGCGUGCCAUCGACUCAGGCCGGAGUCCAGCUGGCUGAGGGAGGUCUUGCUGUCCGUGGUGUGCGGUACGUCGUCCAUGCCGUCGGUCCCAUCUGGACAGACUGGCCCGUGGCAAGAGCCACCUUUGCCAAGGUUGUCCCGCGCAUCCGGCGCACCGUCCGUCGUGCUCUAACGGCCGCAGAGCGCGUCGUUGCCGCCCUGGAUUCUGUCCGCUCGCAAAGUGGUCGGGCCGGGCCGGCGGGCGAUGGGGAUCGUCCAGAUACGGUUGAGGAGGAUGUUGGGGUCGAAGUGAGAGAUGAUGGUCUUGCUCCGGGUGGCGAGUCUGUGAUGAUGGCGUCUGUGGCGGUGCCGGCCAUCUCGGGCGGGAUCUUCACCCACUACAGCGCGACGAGCAAGAUCAAGGCUGCAGAACAGAUGGCGGCGCGGACGGCGGUGGUCGAGGCGGUGAUGAGGUGGCUGGCGCGGCGGAGGGAGAAUGGCACUAGUCGGCAUGUGUGGAACAUCCGGCUGGUGGACAUCUGUCCGCGCGGCGUAGCCAUGUUCGCCAAGGCCUUUGAUGUGGCAUUGGCGGCCGAGGGCGAGGCCGACAUCGGCGAGAGCGGGACUGUGCGGGCGGAGGAGUGAGUGGUGCACGACCAGGGCAGCGGACACAGGGCGGCUACAGCUGCGACCAGGAUCACGUGUAUGACCGCGACUAUGAUCACCACCACAAUGACCAUCACAAUGACCAUCACCAUCACAAUGACCAUCACCAUCACCAUCACAAUGACCAUCA
Molecule: messenger RNA, 898 nt
Organism: Thecamonas trahens ATCC 50062
Lineage: Eukaryota; Apusomonadida; Apusomonadidae
Exons: 2
Coding region: 1-747 (248 amino acids)
Source: RefSeq, a predicted model, not a curated record